This is a messenger RNA of Pseudo-nitzschia multistriata, 335 nucleotides long. The record is from the annotation of a GenBank genome assembly. NCBI's taxonomy places the organism in Eukaryota, Bacillariophyta, Bacillariophyceae, Bacillariales, Bacillariaceae.
CCCCAGAGGAUAUGCGGUGAGUGCGAAAAAUCUGAAUGCGUCAAUGGAGAGGGUGAAAACAUUAUGGAUUGUUUUGUUGAAGUGUUUCUGUUCAGUUGUAAGUGGUAGUCCUGUCUCUCACACAUCCUUUCGAUAUUCCCUCUCAGUGCGAACGCGGAAUACAUUCGUAUGGGAGACGUCAUCAUUGAUGUUCCUGGUGGAUCGAACAAUCACAACUACGCUAAUGUGACGCUAAUUGUUGAAUUAGCUCGCCUUCAUGGUGUCCAGGCUGUUUGGGCCGGAUGGGGACACGCCUCGGAAAACCCUCUCCUACCCAAUUCCCUCGCCAGCAGCAC